Messenger RNA from Dunckerocampus dactyliophorus (ringed pipefish), 7080 nucleotides. It is a transcript of the gene kcnn1b, whose product is annotated as potassium intermediate/small conductance calcium-activated channel, subfamily N, member 1b. Gene Ontology annotation, biological process: potassium ion transmembrane transport. Lineage: Eukaryota; Metazoa; Chordata; Actinopteri; Syngnathiformes; Syngnathidae. Gene Ontology annotation, molecular function: calmodulin binding; small conductance calcium-activated potassium channel activity. Bases 4114 to 6654 code for a protein of 846 amino acids. The transcript has 8 exons. Gene Ontology annotation, cellular component: plasma membrane; neuronal cell body; neuron projection. The record is from RefSeq and is a predicted model, not a curated record.
GUACUGCUACACCAGGAGUGUCCGAACAUUUUUCACCGAAGUCCACAUACUGAAAAAUGAAAGGAUGCAAGGGCCGCUUUGAUAUUUGGGAAAGCAACGCGUGUAGAAAUGAUAAGAAGUUAUACUCACUUCUGAUCAAAAUUUUAAGACCAGUUGAAAAAUUGCAAGAAUUUACAUUUUGCACUGUUGGAUCUUAGAUGUUCCAAGUAGAGCUUCAAAAUGUAAAAGGAACAAAAUGGGAGUGAGACAAAAAUUUUUGACUAAGCAGUUUAAUGCAAACAAGCAUUAAAAUGAAAAAUGACUGUUGAUCAGCUGAUCAAAAGUUUAAGACCACAGCCUUUAAAAGCCAAAAUCUUGGCAAAAAUGUGGAUUCAAUGUCAUUUUCUGUCAGGUAUUCAUUCUGUCAUGGUCUGUUGAUGGCAAAGGCAAAACAACUUUCGCUCUUUGAACGUGGUGGGAUAGUUGAGCUGCAUAUGAAGGCCUCUCGCAGCACGCCAUUGCUACUGAUGUUGGACGCAGGAAAAUUCCUGCCCUUUUUUCCAUUUUUGCUGCUGCUUUUUUCUUGUUUAAUUAUAUUUUUAGAAUUUGCCGCGAGCUGGAAAUGGCCCCCAGGCCACACUCUGGGCACCUGCGCUCCUGUGCUAGACUGACUAAAGACAAUGGUGACAAAGAAAAUACUUAUUUUUGGUAAUGGUUUUAAUUUACUAUGAGGAUGCUUCAUAAAGUUGCAUUGAAAUACAUCAAAUUUACACUUGCACACUUCAACAUUUUUGAGUAACAUGUUUUUUGUAUGUUCAACCAAUUUGCUAAUAUACAGUGCUCUGGAAAAAGUGUUUGCCCCCUUCGUGAGUUCAUAUUUUUUUGCAUGCAGAUCAUCAAACUAAUUUAAAUAUUAAUCAAUGAUAACACAACUGAACACAAAAUGCAGUUUUUACAAAGUAAAUGGAACUUAUUAAUGGAGGAAAAAAAAAUCCAACCCUACAUGGCCCCCUGAUAAAUAACUGAGAUUAAUUGAGAUCUUAUCGGUUUGGAAAAUGUUACAAAGCCAUUUCUAAAGCUUUGGGACUCCAGCAAACCACAGUGAGAGCCAUUAUUCACAAAUGGUGAAAACAUGGAAAAAGAACUGCAGGGCCUCACUUGCCUCAGUUAAGGUCAGUGCUCAUGACUCCACCAGAAGAAAGACACUGGGCAAAAACGGCCUUCAUGGCAGAGUUCCAAGAUGAAAACCACUGCUGAACAAAAAUAACAUUAAGGCUCGUCUCAAUUUUGCCAGAAAACAUCUUGAUGAUCCCCAAGACCUUUGGGAAAAUACUCUGUGGUUUGAUGAGAUGAAAGUUUAACUUUUUGGAAGGUGUGUGUCCCAUUACAUCUGGCCUAAAAGUAACGCUGCAUUUCAGUAAAAGAACAUCAUACCAACAGUAAAAUAUGGUGGUGGUAGUGUGAUGUUCUGGGGCUGUUAUGCUGCUUUAGGACCUGGAAGACUUGCGGUGAUAAAUGGAAGCAUGAAUUCUGCUGUCUACCAAAACAUCCUGAAGGAAAAUGUCCGGCCAUCUGUUCGUGACUUCAAGCAGAAACCAACUUGGGUUCUGCAGCAGGACAAUGAUCCAAAACACACCAGCAAGUCCACCUCUGAAUGGCUGAAGAAAAGCAAAAUGAAGACUUUGGAGUGGCCUAGUCAAAGUCCUGACCUGAAUCCUAUUGAGAUGCUGUGGCAUGACCUUAGAAAACCUCCAAUGUGGCUGAAUGACAACAAUUCUGCAAAGAUGAGUGGGCCAAAAUUCGUCCACAGUGCUGUAAGAGACUCAAUGCAAGUUAUCGCUUGAGUUGUUGUUGUUGCUGCUAAGGGUGGCCCAAACAACGAACAACAGGUGGCCCAACCAGUUAUUAGGUUAAGGGGGCUAUCCAUUUUUCCACACAGGGCCAUGUAGGUUUAGAUUUCCUUUCUACCUUAAUAAUAAAAAUUGUCAUUUUAAAACUGCAUUUUGUGUUCUGUUGUGUUGUCAUUGAUUAAUAUUUCCAUUUACAGUAUUUGAUCUGAAACAUUUAAGUGCAAAAAAAUGAGAAAUCAGGAAGGGUGCAAACACGUUUUGACACCACUGUAUGUUGUUUCGCAUGUGCAAAAUAAACCAAACCCUUACUGUAAUGUUGCGUAGAUUUUAAUGUAUCCAGGGUAGAUUUAAAUGCAGUUUAUCAGAGAUAGGCAUCACAGUUGUAUUUUGGGAUUUGUCUGUGCUUAAAUAUUGCUCCUUUUUUUUUUUGUAGCUCUUUUAAGACAAAUCUGAAGAGGCCUUGUUCUCACGGCGCCGAUUCAUUCACAAGCUGAUUUAAUAUUGGACACUUUUGUCCAGCCGUGCUCUUGUGUCGGAGCAGAUAAGAGACGGCAAAGGCCUUUGAACCAUGGAGCAUCAAUGACAAGUGCAACUGAUCUUUUAUUUGCCAUUUUGCAUUGAAGGCAAGCAGAUCCUCUGUGGUGAUCAGUGGAUCCGGUCCCGACUGAUACCUGUGAUCUUGCACUUGCACAGUCUGUCCUGUCUGAUGUUACACGCGGUUGUUUGCAUCUUAACUUGUCCCCUGCUCCCUCCCCACUGCCACCUAUUUGCAUGGCAGCCCUUUAGCAGGCCAGCUGCCUGCUUAUCCUUUUCUUCAGGCUGAAUUCUAAUCAUUACUUUCAAAGGAGAGCGUCUCCAAAGUACCUUUUAUCAAGUGUGCGCACAAGAGGAGGAAGCACCCACUCCCUCGCCUCUUCUUGACACUCUUCUUCUGGAGCACCUCCAAGCGGGAACCUUCCACAACUCUGGAGAAAAAGAACAAAUAGAAGGUAAGGAUCACCUGUGGAUUUGAUUUUGGAGGGUUGUUGGACUAAACGGGUUGUGAUCUUUGAACACUGAACCAUAAGUCCAGGUACUGUAUAUCAUCAUUUUAUUUGUUUUCUUUUACUUUGGUAUCAGACAAAUUACAUGAAAAUAUGUCUGAAUGUUAGACUGGUGUGUAUAAUUAUUAUGACACACCUCUGAUUUCCGUGUUUAGCAUGCAAACACAGUCAAAGAGGGGCGCCUCUGUUUUUGACACUGUGUGUUUUUACAGAUACAUUAAUUGGUUUUCUCUUGCCUAUAUUUUAUUAUGUAUUUUUUUAAUUUUCCAAAUAUUUCAACUUUUCUCUUUAAUAAUCUUUGAAAAUUUCUAUUAUCUUCUCGUAAUAUUAUGAAUUUAUUCCUUUAACAUUUUUACUUUAUUCCCAUAAUAUUGUAACUUCUUCCUCAACCGAAUUUGCCAAAAAUUACAACUCUCUUUUGUUUUGGUUCUCAUAAUAUUUCUGACCUUUAAAAAGUAACUUAUUUUUUGUUUACUAUUUCAACUCUAUUAACUCUCUUCGGUAAUGUUUCCCCUCAUAUUACAAGUUUAUUCUCGGAAAAUUGCAACUUAGAAUACAACUUUUUUCUUUCUCUUUCAACUUUAUUCUUGCAAAAUUACAGCUGACCUAAUUGUGGAGAUUGUAUGCACCAAAUUGUGGGUUUUCCCAUAAACAAAGCAUAAUGCUUUGAUCCAAAAUCUGUGAACAUGUGGGGAUCCACUGUAAAUUAGCUGUAAAUUUUUUUGUAAAAGUCUAUUUUUAUUUGGUGAAUGGGGUCUUUUUCAGGAAAGUAUCAAAAACAUUUUGACAAAACGUUUUAGGCCCAAAAUGAUUGACAACCCUUUUGAAAUAUUGUAUACUGUAGUUGGGCCCAAAGCUUUUGGGAAUGACUUAAAUCGUGGGUUUUAACAUCUUUGAUUGGUGUUCAUAGGUGGGUUGUGUUUAAUAAUAUAGAUUUAUGGCACUGGCCAAAAAAAAGAGCUAAAGGCCGCAGAUGGCCUCCAGAGUCACAUUUCCAAAUUCUUCAAAUAAUCAUUAAAAAAAUCAUUGAAAUCUCUCAGUCCUUUGCAACUUUCUUGAAAAAAAAACAAAACAAAGUUGUAAUUUUUGGAAAAUUUGCUUGCCCUAACUCCUUGAGUGCUGGAGGUUAUGAUGGUGCAGCAUGUCACACAACUUCGUGUUCUAGCAUGCUGUGAUGGGUUAAGAGUAAUAGUAAAAUAAGAAAAACAAGUGUUUUUGUGUUUCAGCUGAGCAGGGAUGCCAUGAGGUUGAUUUUGGUUAAACCCACCAAUGCCACCCGCCGCCUGGACAGCACGGGUCAGGUGUUCCGUGAUGGUGACCAUGAGCGUUGCUCUUCAAGGGGUCAGUCACCCCGGACCAGAAGUCCGGAGGGGAUGCAUGAACGAUACUCAGGAAGCCUCUUGGAAGCAACUUCACCAACACAGGAGACAAGUCUGUGCUGUGCUCCUUCAGCACCCCAUGAAACGUCCAAUGGAGUCAUUCCAUCCUCAAAGGUUUGUGGUGAGAUGAUGUCACAGCUGCGGACUGAAAACGCGAGUGUAUCACAGCUGAGCAAUCAGGACUGGCUGCUGCUUUGUGGCCAGGUUAGCAACGAAGGAGGUGAUUCAUCCAGCAGCACGAUGGGACGUCGAAACCACAAUGACACAUGUGCUUGUUCCUGUCCUGACGCACAGCAACAACACUCGAGGGCAUCCAUCUCUCUACCACAGUCAAAUCACACUUCAGUCCAAGAUUGUCGCGUGCAGAAAAAGAAUCUGUCAUUUCCGCCCAAUUCUGCAAGCAGUGCUGGCCAAAAGCAUGUGCACGGUACUUUUAUGCCUCAAGAAGGUCAGAGGGCACUUUCACAACCUUUCAAUCAUCUCAAAGACACCAAACCCAACUUGUUCAACAUCCCCCUGUCCACCAGCCAAUGUCCUGGGAAGCUUCUCCAACACUCACAGCCUGCCAUCAUUGGGCCGCCCAACUCGAGCGAAAUGACUCAGCAUCGUGAAAAGCAACACACGCGUUACUCUGUCAGCGGUGACGAAACCUGGAGGUCGCACGGAGACCCCGCCUUCAUCUUCAAGUGCCGCCAUCUCUCAUCCAACCAUCCGACCAGGCCAGUACACGUCAAGAACGUGGUCCAGUCAUUCUCCACCAGUCACUGUAGUUCACUUGACCACCACGGCUUAGCGGGGGAGGCAACGAGACCGCGGCAAAGUCAGACGAACACUCAGCAUCUCAGCGGAUUCAGACGCUGUUCUCCUAAACACAUCACGCCCUCUGAAGUCACAGGAAGCGGUGUCCUCGGCAACGGGGAUGCUGUGAGAUCGGUGGCCAGCCAUGACACAUUAGGAUCCAGUUUGACGGAACUCCAGUCGGGCCAGCAGCUUCUUCACAGCGCCCUCCUGGAGGACGCCUUCUCCAAAGUCAUCAGGGAAGAUUCAAGUAAGGCAAAUAGUGACAACGCCGCCAGGGAGGAAGAUAAUGUACCACAGAAGAAGGACAUCAGCUUCAGACUGGGUCAACGCAGAGCUCUUUUUGGCAAACGUAAACAGCUGAGUGACUACGCCUUAGUGUGUGGGAUGUUCGGCAUCGUUGUCAUGGUGAUUGAGACGGAGCUGUCCAGAGGAUUUUACAGCAAGCUGUUCAUGGUGGACAACGGUGCAGAUGAUUGGAGGAUCGCCGUGACCUUUGAGCGAGUUCUCUUCGUUGCGUUGGAGCUCCUUGUGUGUGCCAUCCAUCCCAUCCCGGGCCAGUAUGUCUUCAGCUGGACUGCUCGACUGGCCUUCAGCUACACCACAUCGGUAGCGGACGCCGACGUGGACAUCAUCCUGUCCAUCCCCAUGUUCUUGCGCCUCUAUCUGAUUGGCCGGGUCAUGCUGCUCCACAGCAAGCUCUUUACGGAUGCUUCGUCUCGCAGCAUCGGGGCGCUCAACAAGAUUAGUUUCGACACCCGUUUUGUCAUGAAGACUCUGAUGACCAUCUGCCCUGGCACCGUGCUGCUGGUGUUCAGUGUGUCCUGUUGGAUCAUCGCGGCAUGGACUGUGCGCAUAUGUGAGAGGUAUCACGAUGCACAGGAGGUGAGCAGCACCUUCCUAGGAGCCAUGUGGCUGAUCUCCAUCACCUUCCUGUCCAUCGGCUAUGGCGACAUGGUGCCUCACACGUAUUGUGGAAAGGGAGUUUGCCUGCUAACAGGAAUCAUGGGAGCAGGCUGUACAGCACUGGUGGUCGCUGUGGUUGCAAGGAAGUCCGAACUCACCAGAGCUGAGAAGCACGUCCAUAACUUCAUGAUGGAUACUCAGCUCUAUAAAAAGAUAAAAAACACAGCAGCCAAUGUGUUGAGGGAGACAUGGCUGAUCUACAAGCACACCAAGCUGGUGAAGAAAGUUGAUGGUGCAAGAGUGCGCCACCACCAGCGUAAAUUCCUGCAAGCCAUCCACCAACUGCGGAAAGUUAAAAUGGAUCAAAGGAAACUAACUGACCAGGCCAACACCAUUGCUGAUCUUGCAAAGACUCAGAACAUGAUGUACGAUCUGGUGUCGGAUCUGCAGCAUCGAAGCGAGGACCUGGACAGGAGGAUUGUGGCCCUGGAGAACAAACUGGACUUCAUGCUUCUCAACAUGCACUCGCUGCCUGACGUGCUCUCUCAAGCAAUAACCAAGAUACAAAAAGACUUCCUAGAUGACUUGGCCUGUCGUGUCCACUUCCUGUCGUCCUCCCUCAGCUCAGAGUGCUGCUCUGUUCCCCCUAAGCCGCUCUGUCCUGCAGGCCCCACCUCAUCACAUACGCCGUACGGCUGAUUUGUUUGACCUUUUUGACCUAAACUAACUUUUCAUUUUGGGAACUAUUAUGCAGUAUGUACAUUUUGUGCUUUCCAGGUUCACUUGCAUGAAUAGAGAGCAGUAUAAUAUUUAAGGGAAGUCAGGAUAACAGGAAGGGCAGCUCAUUAUUCCUUCAUUUCCUCCACUCAAAAUGCCCUGUUGCCGUAAAUAAAAACAAAAAAACAAGUCAAAUGGGCAGAGAUUUGUAUUUUUUUUUAUUUUGAGGAUUUACACCUAACACUAUUAUAAAUAUGUAAUAAACAAAAAUUGUUUCAAUGCUCAAUAAGCUCGUGCUUUGUGAAAUCAUGGUUGUGAUUGUGGUCAUUUCCAUGACAUUUGAAAGGAGUUGUUUGGUUAUUCUUUUGAUGUAUAUUUUUAUGUAUAGGCUGUGUUGCCAUUAUUUGG